This is a messenger RNA of Trichoderma atroviride IMI 206040, 780 nucleotides long. RefSeq lists its product as uncharacterized. NCBI's taxonomy places the organism in Eukaryota, Fungi, Ascomycota, Sordariomycetes, Hypocreales, Hypocreaceae. The record is from RefSeq and is a predicted model, not a curated record. Gene Ontology annotation, cellular component: TTT Hsp90 cochaperone complex; cytosol; nucleus.
AUUGACGACAUAGUUUUGAUCAACAUCGUUACGUACACUGACGAAAACGAUGCUUGGACAACGGAAGAGUCAUCACAACUUGCAGCCCGUCUGUUAAAAUCCAAUAUGGCCGAUGACAAAUUGGAUACCUUCAUCACCCAACGCCUACUCCAGGACACGCUUCGGCCGCUAUUUUCUAAAUCGUCUAUCCGGUUAACUGCUUCUGGCAGGCCAUCACAAAUCGCUCAGCAGCCUCCCAGUACACAGGCCAGGACGUCUCUAGACAGCGUUUCACAGGAACGCGAAAAACUCCAUGCUGCGUCAAGCUGUAAAUGGGCAGUCAUGUCGUGCAGUCAAACUACGAUGGGUCGCCACUGGCCCCUGUUUCUUCCGAUCCUACUUUCACUAGCCGAAGACCAUAACACAGCAGUCAGGAUAAAAGGCUUGCAGAUUAUUGGUUUCUUCCUAGAUACAUGCCCGGCAAACGUAAUCCUGUCUGCUGGCGUUGACAACGUAAUCCAGGACGCUGUUUUCCCUACGCUGCUCUUCUUACCCUCCACAACACCUGAGAGCGAGUCCAUAGAGCUCUUGUAUCCUGCAUAUCGAGUGCUCCUUCGGAUAGCCCAGCUGGAUCCAGACCCAAACAGUUUGCGAAGGCGACGUUUUCUUGACAAGCUCUUGAGGGAUGGCGUCUUUGUGGGCCAGUUUCAUGCAUCCGAGUAUCCUCGCAUCGUCGAAGUUCUCAUGAACAUCACAAAGGAUGUCAUCUCGUGCUUGGGAUUCUUCUCAGCAAAGCAUCUU